AUGUCGAACCGGUACGGGAGCCCCUACCGCAAUGGCAACGGCUAUGGCAACUUCGGGGCGCCACCGCAGGAGGACCAGCAGGGCGACUACGACCCCUACGGCGACGGCUACUCGAACAGCGGCCGCUACGGCUCGCCGUCCCAGCAGACCAUGGCCUACAGGACGCCGCCCCCGCAGGCCGCCUCUCGAAACGUCCCGCCGCCUGCUCGCCAGGAGCGCAUGCAGCCCGAGACGAACGCCGAGCGCCAGAUCGCCCAGGUCCUCGAGCUCAUCAAGCGCGAGUGGCCCUCCAUGUGCCAGACCGACUGCAUCCCCGUCCAGCUCGCCCUGCAGCUGCUCGACACGAGCUCCGUCGGCCGCGCCCACGAAUACCGCAACUUCCAGGAGACCCACGACUACCUCCAGAGCUCGCUCAAGGGCAUCGUCCACGAGCACCACCAGGGCUUCAACAGCUCCAUCGGCACGUUCCACAAGAUUCAGGGCAGCAUACAGGCGUCACAAAAGAGGGUGCGCGCCCUGAAGGAGUCGCUGGCCUCGUCCAAGGUCAGCCUCUGCUCCACCGAUCCCGAGCUCAAGAAAUUGUCCGCCACGUCGCAGGCCUACGACGAGCUGUUGACCAGCCUCAACGAGCUCGAGGAGCUCCGCCUCGUCCCCGACCAGCUCGAGGCCCGCAUCUCCGAGAAGAGGUUCCUGUCCGCCGUCGAUGUUCUGCAGAGCGCGCUGCGCAAGCUGCGCAAGCCCGAGCUGGACGAUAUCGGCGCCCUGAGCGACCUCAGGAACUAUCUGGCCAACCAAGACUCGGCAUUGAUGGAUAUCCUGGUCGAAGAGCUACACGAGCAUCUGUAUCUCAAGUCACCCUAUUGCCAGGAGCGGUGGCAGAGUCUCGCCAAGACACAAGGCGCCUUUAAUGACGCCUACACUGACGCGACGGCCAUUCCGCUCUUCCACUCAUGUCUGGAGGGCAUGGAUCUCGAGCGGCCGGCGACGGAGGACCCAGCCAAGAACCCCGAGGCCGACACAUUCACCUAUGUCGGGCUUCUCGUCGAGUCUUUGAACAAGCUCGGACGGUUGGAGAUGGCUGUCGACAUUCUCAAACAGAGGAUGCCUGUCGAGCUGUUCAGCAUCGUCAACGAGACCAUCAACGAGGUGGACCAGCGACACCCGAGCUCACUGCGGGGCGCCGCCGUAAACUCUGAGGGUCUUCACAUUUACGGGAACCGAGAAACCCAGAUGCGGGCAGGUGUCAUCUACGACUUGCUAUGGACCUUGUAUGGCAAGUUUGAGGCCAUUGCCGAGGGACACCGCAUUUUUCACGAAUCAAUCAAGGCGCUCAUCCGCCGCGAGGGCGCCGGUAAUAAUAGCGUGCUGCUUGGCAGCUUCAAGGAGCUGUGGAACCUGUACCAGAACGAGAUUCGAUCGCUCCUACACAACUAUGUCACGACGGACGCCGACGUUUACCAGUUUAGCUCGUCACCGAAAAUGGGUUCGAAUAUGAAUGGCAAGAAGGAUGUCGCGCGUGAGCACCUGUUCAAGUUUGCCGAAGCGGAUCCCAAGUCGGUCGACAUGGUCACCGAGUAUGAGGCUCUCGAAGGCAUCAUCCGAGCUGCCGUCCCCGGCUUGACCGACAGUCGAAAGCCAGGCGCAGACAAGAAGGCGAUUGGCCGCUCCAACAACAUUGACGGCGGCAGCUCAAGGAAGAGCGCAACAGCCGGAUACGAGAGCAAACAGAACAGCUCUAGCACCCACAAAUCGCUUGUUGAGCCGAGCGUCUUCAACAUGAGCCUGUUGCUACCACCCACCCUGGUCUUCCUCCAGCGCUUGAGGACUAUUGUCCCACCUGGCUCGGACUUGGCUUCGAGCGCCCUGACGUCUUUCCUCGAUAACUUCCUGGUGAACGUGUUCCAGCCGCAGCUGGAUGAGACAUUGGGCAAACUCGCCGACACCAUCUUCGGCGAGACGACUUCCUUCACGCAAGAUCAAGAAUGGAUGCAAGUCGCGCGGAAGCCGGUCUUCAAGGGCACGACGGCCUUCUUCACUGUUGUCAUGGCCUUCUGCAAGAUGCUCACAACCAUACCGCCCGAUCAAGCCUUGAGCACACUGAUCAUUCGGCAAAUGAUGAGGUACUAUGAUCGGUGCUUCGGCUGGUUCAAGUCCCUCGUCAGCAAGACGCAGGAGACUGCCACGGACACACAAACACUACGACUCGCGGCCAAGCUCGCACUCGAGCCCAGCCAGAUCAACGAGACGAUCAAGGGCAUCUGGGCCUCCGAGACUACAGACACUGUCCUGAUGGAUAAGGAAAUCGGGCAGCUGAUCGCCUACACAAACAAUCAGAAGACGGAGCUCAGUGAUAUUUUGCAGGACAAGGAUACGAUAUCAUCCAUCUGCCUCCUAUAUACCAGCAUGAAGUGGUUGGCCGUCAAAAUCUCGGGUCUGCGGCACAUUACCCAACACGAUAUUGAUUCGACGCGGCCGAAUCUGCCUCGCCAGUCGGGCAAGCGCUGGACCUUGAUGAACGACACGAACAAGGUUACAAGUGAGGACUGUCCUGUGUACCUCCCGAUGACUCAGGAUACCGUCCAAGCAUUCGAUGGUAUCGUCUCCUCCUUCGAGGAGCUCGCCAACACGGCCCUCCUGACACUCCAUCUCGAGGCGCGCGCCCAGAUCAUCUACUCCCUCCACACGGCCCUCACCCCCUCGACGUCAGCCCCCUAUCUCCUCGAACAAGAGGUCAACGAGCCCGACCCGCAGGUCCUCAAACUCAACGCCGACGUCAUGACCUACGACGAGACGAUCACGCGCCACCUCCGCAUCCCCGAGUCGCGCUUCGUCCGCACGGGUCUCGGCCGUCUCAUCGACGCCUACCUCGUCGGCAACGCCCCGCUCGCGUCCCCGAUGAACGGGCGCGGCUGCGGCCGCAUGCAGCUCAACAUUCUCGUGCUGCAGCAGAACCUCAAGAAUGUCGAGGAAGGAGUCGACCUGCGACGCGCCGCCGAGUACUUUGCCCUCUUUGAAAAAGGCCCCGACGGGGUCGUGGCCAAGGCCAAGGCCGACAAGGAGGCUGGCGAGGCCGAGGCCGACGGCGAGCCGGACGAGGAGGAGAGGAGGCUCCGGUUCUCGUACGACGAGCUCAAGGCGCUCAUGGAGCUGUGCUUCAGCGAGCAGCUCGCUAACCCGGAGAGGGGCGUCGCCGCCGCGGCCAAGCGGCAGAUGGGAGAGAAGAUGCUGGCGCUGAGCGAGUACACGUGGCAGACGUAG
Verticillium dahliae VdLs.17 is the source of this 3258-nucleotide messenger RNA. RefSeq names its product Sec8 exocyst complex component specific domain-containing protein. The record is from RefSeq and is a predicted model, not a curated record. The transcript is spliced from 2 exons. NCBI's taxonomy places the organism in Eukaryota, Fungi, Ascomycota, Sordariomycetes, Glomerellales, Plectosphaerellaceae. The coding region runs from base 1 to 3258 and encodes 1085 amino acids. Gene Ontology annotation, cellular component: exocyst. Gene Ontology annotation, biological process: exocytosis; Golgi to plasma membrane transport.